GAACCGGAGCGUCACUGGUCCGAAGGCGGAGGGAGCGGCGGCUGCUGCAGGAGGAGGGAGCGGCCCCUUGGCUCUGCCUGCGCUUCCUUCUUCGCUCAGAGGCCGCCAUCGCCGCCAUGGGGGGCUCCCGCGACGACGAGUACGACUAUCUCUUCAAAGUGGUUCUCAUUGGGGACUCCGGAGUUGGAAAAAGCAACCUCCUCUCUCGUUUCACGCGUAACGAGUUCAACCUGGAGAGCAAAAGCACCAUCGGUGUAGAGUUUGCCACCCGGAGCAUCCAGGUGGACGGCAAGACCAUCAAAGCUCAGAUCUGGGACACGGCCGGGCAAGAACGAUACCGAGCCAUCACAUCUGCCUAUUACCGUGGUGCCGUGGGGGCCUUACUGGUUUACGACAUUGCCAAGCACCUGACCUAUGAAAACGUGGAACGGUGGUUGAAGGAGCUGCGGGAUCACGCAGACAGCAACAUCGUCAUUAUGCUCGUGGGGAACAAAAGCGACCUGCGUCACCUGCGAGCCGUUCCAACAGAUGAGGCCCGAGCCUUUGCAGAAAAGAACGGCCUGUCGUUUAUCGAAACCUCUGCUUUGGACUCGACAAACGUGGAGGCUGCUUUCCAGACCAUUCUGACUGAGAUUUAUCGCAUUGUGUCGCAGAAACAGAUGUCAGACAGACGCGAGAACGACAUGUCUCCAAGCAACAACGUGGUCCCUAUCCACGUCCCUCCAACCACGGAAAACAAACCAAAGAUGCAGUGUUGUCAAAAUAUAUAAGAAGUUCAACUCCUGGAAAGCUGUGUAUAUUCCCCCAGAUCUGAAUGGAAGUAGCGCUCGAGCUGACAUUCCUCUUUUUCUUUUUCUUUUUUCUUGUUCUCCACUCUCUCUCCCCCCCUUUUUCUUUCAAUUACAUUUUGUCUUUCGUUUUUAUUCUCCUCUCUCCGUUCCCUCAUUUUGUCACCGUUUCUCCUCGUCUCCAACCUCAGUUCUGUGACUCAUCUCUUUUCCACACGCGGCUGCAGCAUCAUCGGAAUGCUAGUGUCCUGCAAGGCAAACCUGGUUCACCCUCACAGUGGGACUCCUGCCUGUCUGCCUGGCUCCCCUCGGGAAGGAGAAGAGAUGGCUUCUGUCUGUCGUUCACCAUUCAGACACUCCUGUCAACACCACGGUGUGAUUUGAUAACUCCCUUGUGUCCACCCUGGCCUCGGUGUUAGAGGCCGUCUCUCUCGGCCUUCCACAUCCUGGUGCCCUGCAAGACUACAGCUCCCAUCAUCCUUUUCAGCCCCACCAUUGGCCCGAGAUAAUGGGAGGUGUAGAAAAAUGGGACCAGAAAGAGCCAGGUUGUGAAAGCCAUUCUUUCAUUCAGUGGGCAGUUGAUGGCCUGGGCCCUUGGCAGUUUCCCCUCUGGGCCCUUGGCAGUUUCCCCUCUGGGCUCUUGGCAGUUCCCCCUCUGGGCCCUUGGCAGUUUCCCCUCUGGGCCCUUGGCAGUUUCCCCUCUGGGCCCUUGGCAGUUUCUCCUUUGGGUCAAAUGCAAAUUGUUUGUUGGGUAGACUUUCUUUCUGACCAGAGUUGUGAUCCUGUUUGGAAGACCAAGUCGGGGAUCGCCUCCGAGAACAGCUGGGCCUAAUGGAUUAGCAUCCCAGGCAGGGUCUCCGGUCCCUCCCUAGGCAGCUUGGUCCUGUGGUCUCACGUUUGGAAUUGGCUUUGUCGAGGCCCGCACGCGCGUAGCCUUUCGAUGGGUUUUUAUUCACUCUGAACAGAUGGAUGACGUCUCCCCUUGCAAGCAAAGAGAGGAUCAAUCAUUUGGCUGACGAUGCCGCUGUGCGAAUUAAAUUAUGGCAGUCCACCUGGCUCAGGCCCAACAUCUGUUGCCGGAUGUUGGAUGCCAUGUAGAAGAGCCAUCUCACUCUUCUUGUUAGUCCCUGCGGCUCGUCGCUGCAGUAGUUAAGUGUCUCGCAUGAUCCGGUAUGGGCCCAGGGGGAUCAUUUUGCACCUUGCACAUCCCGCCAUCGCCCGCCCAAGACUUGACUUAAGCUGGUUUAGUUUCUCGGGGGCUCCCAGUGCUUGGCCUGGAAGACCUCGAACCUCUUCAGUUGCACACUAAAAAGCCCGGGAUGCCUUCCUCAAGUGGUUGGGCACUUCUAGGUUUCUAGAGGACGUUCCUUUAUCUCAUUCCCCUAGGGCAGGGGUCUGCAAAGUCGGCUCCUUUAAGACUUGUGGACUUCAACUCCCAGAGUCCCUCAGCCAGCAAAGCUGGCUGAGGAACUCUGGGAGUUGAAGUCCACAAGUCUUAAAGGAGCCAAGGUUGGAAAACCCUGCCCGAGGCCUCCCCGUUUCAGUUUGCAGCCCACAUCGCCUGCGCGUCGGCAGCACUGUUCAAAAGAGGGGUGGGGUGUGCGCACACCAGCACAUACAGAAUUGUGCAGUCUCUGGGAAGCCCAGCUGAAAAGGAAAGGGUCCCUGAUUUAUUGGGGGAAGGGAGGGAGGGAGGGAAGGAAGGAAGGAAGAAAGGAAGGAAGGAAGUUUCUCGCAGAUCUGUUCUUCCUGCUGCGUUGAAAGCUACUCCACUCAGCUCGUCUGCCAGUCUUGUAGUGCUCAUGACGUGUAAGGCGCACCGAGGGCAUUGCUGUAGUCCGGUCAUCCUUCGGUUUUUGUUUUUUGUUUUUUCCUUCUCCAGAGUGUUUGUUAUUUCUCUGCACACUUUUUGUUUUUGUUCUUUCCCUUCCAGCCCCCACUUUUUUUUUUUUGUAAAUUGCUUUAUACUGUUAUGCACAUUCUGUACUUUUGAGUAUUUUUUAAGAUUGAUUUAAAAUUAUUCAUUUUUGGAAUUCUAAUAAAAGAAUCACAGGGGAUUGUUCAGAGUUUGUGGAGUGAACUUACUUGGAAUUUAGACUCUGACGGGCCUUUGAUACUUCAAAAAUGGAAGAGUGCCCUUGAGCCUGCGGGAAGAUGAUUGGGAUUAACGUGCGAAUAAAUUACGCGGAUCGA
Molecule: messenger RNA, 2981 nt
Organism: Ahaetulla prasina
Lineage: Eukaryota; Metazoa; Chordata; Lepidosauria; Squamata; Colubridae
Gene: RAB11A
Product: RAB11A, member RAS oncogene family
Exons: 5
Coding region: 117-770 (217 amino acids)
Biological process (GO): melanosome transport; regulated exocytosis; constitutive secretory pathway
Cellular component (GO): transport vesicle; axon; postsynaptic recycling endosome
Molecular function (GO): GTP binding; GTPase activity
Source: RefSeq, a predicted model, not a curated record